Messenger RNA from Polyodon spathula (Mississippi paddlefish), 2841 nucleotides. It is a transcript of the gene naa35, whose product is annotated as N-alpha-acetyltransferase 35, NatC auxiliary subunit. Bases 113 to 2287 code for a protein of 724 amino acids. The record is from RefSeq and is a predicted model, not a curated record. Gene Ontology annotation, cellular component: NatC complex. Gene Ontology annotation, biological process: N-terminal peptidyl-methionine acetylation. Lineage: Eukaryota; Metazoa; Chordata; Actinopteri; Acipenseriformes; Polyodontidae. The transcript is spliced from 23 exons.
ACUACAUUUCCCAGGAUUCAAAGCGGUUUUUUCAGGCAGCGUUAGAAGUGUACAUGGCCUUUCAUUUAAAACCACACCGGCGACGUUUUAAAUCAACAUUUAAAUAGCUGUCAUGGUGAUGAAGUCAUCAGUAGAAGAGGAUGAUGCUGGCUGGGGACUAGGAAUCCCAGACAAGAUGAAAAAUAAUGCAAACUGGGUGGAUGUGACACAGGACUUCAAGGGGGCCUGUAGAGAGCUGAAGCUUGGAGAGCUGCUUCAUGACAAGCUCUUUGGCCUGUUUGAAGCCAUGUCUGCUAUUGAAAUGAUGGACCCAAAGAUGGAUGCUGGAAUGAUUGGGAACCAGGUCAACAGGAAGGUGCUCAACUUUGAACAGGCAGUGAAGAGUGGAGCCAUCAAAAUCAAGGACUUGAACUUGCCAGAGCUGAUUGGGAUAAUGGACACUUGCUUUUGUUGCUUGAUAACCUGGCUUGAAGGCCAUUCUUUAGCCCAGACGGUUUUCACCUGCCUGUACGUUCAUAACCCUGACUUGAUUGAGGACCCUGCCAUGAAGGCGUUUGCGUUGGGCAUUCUGAAAAUCUGUGAUAUUGCUAGAGAGAAAGUCAAUAAAGCUGGUGUCUUUGAGGAGGAGGAUUUCCAGGCAAUGACAUAUGGUUUCAAAAUGGCAAACAAUGUGACAGAUUUGAGAGUUACAGGCAUGCUGAAAGAUGUUGAAGAUGACUUACAAAGAAGAGUAAAGAGCACAAGAAGUCGCCAAGGAGAAGAAAGGAACCCAGAUGUUGAACUUGAACAUCAACAGUGCUCUGCGCUUUUUAGCAGAAUUAAGUUCACACGCUUACUGCUGACAGCUUUAUUAGCAUUUACGAAAAAAGAGACUAGCUCAGUUGCUGAAGCUCAAAAGUUGAUGAUACAAGCAGCAGACAUACUUUCAGCUCUCCACACUUCUAUCCAUCAUGGCAUCCAGGCACAAAAUGAUACUACGAAAGGGGAUCAUCCAAUAAUGAUGGGAUUUGAACCUCUGGUUAAUCAGAGGUUGUUACCUCCAACCUUUCCUCGCUAUGCCAAAAUCAUUAAAAGGGAAGAAAUGGUCAACUACUUCACCAAACUAAUAGAGAGAAUAAAAACUGUCUGUGAGGUUGUUAACACUACAAAUCUUCACUCCAUACUGGAAUUUUUCUGCGAGUUCAGUGAACAGUCCCCUUGUGUGCUCUCUAGGUCUUUGUUACAAACAACUUUCUUGAUCGAUAACAAAAAAGUCUUUGGGACGCAUCUAAUGCAAGACAUGAUAAAGGAGGCUUUAAGGUACUUUGUGAGCCCUCCUGUUCUUUCAGCAAAGUGCUGCUUAUAUAACAACCAUCAGGCCAAGGAUUACAUUGACUCAUUUGUUACACACUGUGCACGGCCAUUCUGCAGUCUGAUCCAGAUCCAUGGCCACAACAGGGCUCGACAGAGAGACAAGCUGGGGCACAUUCUGGAAGAGUUUGCCACCCUACAGGAUGAGGCAGAGAAAGUGGAUGCAGCUCUCCACAGUAUGCUCAUGAAACAGGAACCCCAGAGGCAGCAUCUGGCAUGUUUGGGAACCUGGGUCCUUUACCAUAGCCUGAGGGUCAUGAUCCAGUACCUCCUGAGUGGUUUUGAACUGGAACUCUACAGCAUGCAUGAAUAUUACUACAUUUACUGGUACCUAUCUGAGUUUCUCUAUGCAUGGCUGAUGUCAACACUGAGUCGAGCUGACAGCUCCCAAAUGGCUGAGGAGAGGAUUACGGAGGAGCAACAGAAGGGCCGCAGCAACAAGAAGUCGAAGAAAAAGAAAAAGGCCAGGCCCCUGAGCAGAGAAAUCACAAUGAGUCAGGCCUACCAGAAUAUGUGUGCUGGAAUGUACAAGACCAUGAUUGCUUUUGAAAUGGAUGGAAAAGUGAGGAAACCAAAAUUUGAGCUGGAUAGUGAGCAAGUGCGAUACGAGCACCGCUUUGCCCCAUUUAACAGUGUUGUAACACCCCCACCUGUGCAUUACAUACAGUUUAAGGAAAUGUCUGACCUCAAUAAGUACAGCCCUCCUCCUCAAUCCUCGGACCUCUACAUGGCAGCCAGUAAACACUUCCAGCAGGCCAAGAUGAUCUUGGAAAACGUCCCCAAUCCAGAUCCAGAGGUGAAUCGAAUACUGAAAGUGGCAAAACCCAACAUUGUGGUGAUGAAGUUGCUUGCAGGAGGGCACAAAAAGGAGACAAGGGUUCUGCCAGAAUUUGAUUUUUCAGCACAUAAAUACUUUCCAGUGGUCAAAAUAAUCUAAGAGGAUUGAUGAAAUUUUCCUUUAAGUAACAGCCAACAGAACUGGAAUGGAACUUUUGUCAAUGUUUAUCCUGCUGCAGUGUCUUCACAAUACCAAAUAAGAUAAAAGAUGCAGAUUUGCAGUUAAUGUGAUGUUUAGUUUUUUCAAAAGCAGUUAAAAUGUUUGAUAUUUGAUUUAUUUUACCUCUGUUUGUCACCAAUUUUUAAUAGCAUAAUUAAAGUAGACUUUUGGAUUAUAAAAGGAAAUACAGCGUGGUUUUAUUAAGAUCAUUCUUACUGUCACACGUCCAACCAAUGGUGGUCUGUAAGCAGCAGUAUACAGGAUUUGCAUUCUCUGGCCUGUUCUCUUUGCUUGUCUAAAGACAGAAAUGAAUGGAAACAGAUGAGUAUUGGCAUUUGUUGUAUUUAACAUUGUAAUUUAAGCUUGUAUUAUACAAGGAAAUAAACACCCACUAUAUGUGAUUUUUUUAACAUGUGAAAUUUGUGAAAUUUGUGGGUUGAUCAGUGUGUAGAAGUAUUGUUCUAUACAUUUUUUACAAUAAAAUGUAAAAAUUC